UUGUCCGCAACGAUGUCUCAUCCCGAGACUGGGUAAAUCUUAACGACGCCAUGGCCCCGAGAGGCAAGUACGGACUUACUCGUUGUUAAAUUGAACUGAUGUCCAGGUGCUAUUUAUGGUGGCAAUCACACGAGCUUUCACUGUGACGGUGUUUUGUUUUUGACCAUUUGCAAUAGUUUCUCUUCGUAAUGAAUUACUAUUUAGGAGAUUGUAGUGAUUACAGGACAUCGUUUGAUAUAUUUGUGAUGUUUUGAGAUUUUAUUUCUUGUUAUAGCCUAUGCAAUAUUGACUUCGAGCAUUCUGGGUAAAUCACGUCGCUUGUUUUCCUGUUAAGUUUCGUUUUCUGUUGUGAUGAUGAGCAGACGGCUGUGCACUGAAAAAAGAGAUAAUUAAUUUACCCUCAGACAAUUCCUGCAGUUAUCCUGAGUAUAAUCCAGUCCUUGACAUUCAGAGAUGCAAUCAUUGACGAAAAGGGAUCUGCGUCCCAGUGCAGAGCUUUGUGCCUGAGCUGAGUUCUUCAGACCAUUUCCCCCACGGGACCACCGAGCAUUACAGAUGAUGUUGAAAUCGGCCACCGCUCCUGUAUAUAAGCAAGACAAGUGGAGAUCUCAAGAUGUUCAGAAAAGAACAACAGACGAUGCUUCUACUUCAAUUGUGUCUCUUAAUGGUGCCAGUCACCAGCACCUUGUCCGGCCCAGAGGUGGUCCCCUAUAUGACGCUCGGCACCAGGGUCCGUAGGAAUCCGGAGGACUGGACAUGGGGAUCCCAGGAUGGCAACCCACCUGGUCCAGGCACUGUCACGGGAGAACUUAGCGCAGUGCACUCAGGCUGGCUAACAGUGAGAUGGGACAAUGGCCGUUCCUACUAUUACCGCAUGGGCAGAUCGGGGAAAUACGACGUUCAACUAUUAUUUCCGCCCACCACCACAGCGAUGACUACAACUACUUUGCCGACAACAACUACUUUGCCGACAACUACACCUGAACUCACAACCCAAACAAGCCAAGUUCACGUGAUCUGUAUGGAAACAUUAAUGGCCAUCGAGCUGGAGAGAUCUGCUGCCAUCGGGCUCCAUGAAGACCACCUGCAGCUCAGCGACCCAAACUGUACACUCUACUCAAAUGGCACGCACAUUUUAGCCAACAUGUCGCUCAACGCUUGUGGGACCUUAAUAGAGGACGAUGGAGAAAAUCUCAUCUUCAAGAAUAAGGUGGUAUCAUUCGAUGACCUCAGCGACAUCAUUGUCAGGAGACCCGAUGUGGAGAUUGAGUUCUUCUGCAAGUACCCCAAAGAAAGUGAAGUGAAAAUUGAGUUUGAGGGUCACAGGCCCCCCGUUAACUUUACAGAGAAUGGUUUCGGGGCAUUUACCCUCCAGUUUGAGUUUUUUGAGUCAGAUCAGUUCACCCAGGAGAAGACCACCUACCCACUGGAAUUCGACCUGGGACACAUGAUGUACCUGCAGAUCGAGUCUAUCUCCUCCAUCCCAAACACGGAGUUGUUUGCUGAAUCUUGCAGAGCUGCUCCUAGCGACAAGCCAGGCGAACGUCUUUCCUAUAGCAUCAUUCAAGAUGGAUGCAAGGUAGAUGAAACUGUGCAGAUGUACUCCAACAACCAAUCUAAAGUUCAGCUGUCAAUGAAGGCCUUCAAGUUCAUAGGACUGCAUGACCAGGUGUUCAUCACCUGCUCGGUCAUCCUGUGUAAGGCUGGGGUGCCUGAGAGCAGGUGCUCUCAGGGUUGCACCCGCAGCUCAGGGCACAGAGUCAAGAAGAGGGAGGUGCCCAUGCAGACCACCAAGCACUCCGUGUCCCAGGGUCCCCUGCGCCUCAGACGAAACGUGGCAACCGCCAGCAAAGCUGCCCAACCAACCCUAAACCUAAACCUUGUUCUUGUUCUUGGGAGUCUCCUGGCAGUUGUUGCUAUGGUAUGUGGAAUGCUGGUUUACAAGACUCAAAGGUUAAAGGUCAAAUAUGAGAUACUGCCAUCCUCUGAAUGAAACAGUGGAUUACUCCUGUUAUCGAUCCCUGUAUUGCUUCAUGUAUCAGAGAAAUCAAGUGACUGCUUUUCAUAUUGGACCAUAUUACUCGCGAUUUUGUUUUUGAAAUAGACCUCUGAAGUUCGCCUACAAAAAAGCCACCAUCUUUGCCCAAAUAAGGAGAUCCGGUCUCUUUCUAUGGGAAAAUAACAUGGGUAUUUUGAAUUUUCGCACCUGUUAAAGUCUCACGGGGACGAAGUAAUUGAAAAUGCAGACGUUUUGUGCUACAAAGUUUUGUCCUCUGCCUUCAAGUGGAUACUGUGAUCUUUGGUAGGGGAAGAUGGCACACUUAGAUCUUUGCUACCCCAGAGCUAAUUUACAAUGCAACUUGCCAUAGGCAGUUCGCUUCAAUUAACACCCGGAACUCCUUAUAUGGGCAAAGAUGGCAGCUUUGGAUCCUGUGCGUAGGCGAACUUCAGAGGUCUAUUUGCUCAGGGAAAUAAAGGGAUGUGAUACAUUGAAUGUACUUGGGUGGGAUUAGGAGAGCACUAGUACUGUUUCUCUUAAUCUGGGGUUAUGCUAUUAUGGUGGUAGAGUCACUUUUUAUGAUGUGAGAUCCAUUAAAUUACAUUUUAGGUGGUUAGUCCUUCAUCUCAGAAUGAUUCAUUAUACUGUAUGGGGUUGCUCUGAAAAAAAUAUGUACUGUCAUUUUCCUUCCUUGCUGAAAUAAAUAAUGUAUUAAUUGAUCUAACUUUUUUUGACUAAGAGUAAUUCAUGAAGCAUUUUUAACCCUAAAAGUAGCACCUACCGUAAUUUCCCGACUAUUAGCCGUGGCUUAUACAUUGAUCAUUGAUUUGCAUUGAUUUUGCAAAAUGUCUUCAUCUAUGAGGUUAAUACAGGGGGGCAGUUCAUAUGAUGUUAAUAUGGUUUUGUUUCUUUUAACUUGCAUAAAACACUGUCCUGUGGCUAAUACAAAAUGUGGCUUAUAUGCGGGAAAUUACUGUAAGUCUAGGACAGCUUAAAAGAAGUCGAGAAGACUCCUAACUCACUAAGACCUAUUCACAAACAAUCCUAAACCGCUUUUAGUGGCUUUUCAUGACUUGAUGUUUUGAAAAUAACAUGUGGUUACAGGAGUGCUCAAUUGUGAGGGAAUAAUUGUGCAUGGUAAGGGAUGCAAUAACCACCAACAACCAAAACCAUCAUUGCAUGCAAACUAAAUGUAACGUGUCAUUGUAGAUCAAAUUAAAUUGUUUCUCCUCUUUGUGAAUGUAAGUGUUUCAUACAGAUUCAUUUAAAACAUGUUGCAUGAUACUGCUUCAGUCUGUAGUGUAUUUCAUUAUGCUACUAUGCUAUUUGCUUUGUCUUUCUCUUUAUCAAUUUAAUGUAAAUGAUGUCUUUUUCCU
Messenger RNA from Sardina pilchardus (European sardine), 3375 nucleotides. RefSeq names its product ZP domain-containing protein-like. NCBI's taxonomy places the organism in Eukaryota, Metazoa, Chordata, Actinopteri, Clupeiformes, Clupeidae. Gene Ontology annotation, biological process: protein ubiquitination. The coding region runs from base 614 to 1993 and encodes 459 amino acids. The transcript is spliced from 12 exons. The record is from RefSeq and is a predicted model, not a curated record. Gene Ontology annotation, molecular function: metal ion binding; ubiquitin-protein transferase activity. Gene Ontology annotation, cellular component: cell surface.